This is a messenger RNA of Diaporthe batatas, 3084 nucleotides long. RefSeq lists its product as uncharacterized. The record is from RefSeq and is a predicted model, not a curated record. Gene Ontology annotation, molecular function: Glc3Man9GlcNAc2 oligosaccharide glucosidase activity. The transcript is spliced from 7 exons. Lineage: Eukaryota; Fungi; Ascomycota; Sordariomycetes; Diaporthales; Diaporthaceae. Gene Ontology annotation, biological process: protein N-linked glycosylation; oligosaccharide metabolic process. Gene Ontology annotation, cellular component: endoplasmic reticulum membrane. Bases 1 to 3084 code for a protein of 1027 amino acids.
AUGGUCGUCUACGACAAUCAUGAGAUCCUCGCUGCUGAGGAGAAGCGGCUGAAGGAAGACCGUCACCGUACCAAGUACUGGAAGAAGUGGGGCUCUUAUCUGGCUGAGAGGCAGUGGGCCACAGUCCGAGAGGACUAUAGCGGUGACGGUGACGCCUGGAGUCACUUUCCCCACGAUCACGCACGUUCCCGGGCAUACCGAUGGGGCGAGGACGGCAUUGCCGGAGUCUGCGACACCCAUGGCUACGAGAAUAUUGCCUUUGCCUUCUGGAACGAGAAGGACCCGUUCCUGAAAGAGAGACUCUUCGGCCUGUCCAACCCACAAGGGAACCAUGGCGAGAGUCUCAAGGAGGCUCAUUUUCACCUGGACAACACACCUCACUCCUACAUGAAAUAUCUCUACAAGUACCCCCAGGCCGAAUUCCCCUACGAUGACCUACGAGACGAGAACGCAAGGCGGACCAAGCAGGAUAGGGAAUACCAAAUUCUCGACACGGGCUGCUUCAAGGAUGACAAGUACUGGGACAUCAUCAUCGAGACAGCCAAAGAGGACGAUGACCCGGACUCGCUACUCUUCCGUGUGACUGCUUGGAAUCGUGGCAACGAGCCUAAGCCAAUUCAUAUCAUUCCUCAUGUGUGGUUCAGAAACACCUGGGCUUGGGGUCGCGAGCCUGAAGAGAACAAACCCUCGAUCAGGUUGCACUCCGAGAAUCUGGCCAAGUCACACCAUCACUCUCUUGGAGACAGGUACUUCCUGUUAUCUCCUUCCCCGGGCGUUGGUCCCAGCGGGGAUGAUGUCGACCCAAAAAUGCUCUUCACGGAAAAUGAUACCAACUUCGAACUUCUCUACGGCGGAGAGAACCCCCAGCCUUACGUGAAGGACGCCUUCCACAGGCACAUUGUGGACGGGGAGAAGGACGCUGUGAAUCCCGCACAACGCGGGACAAAAUGCGCCGCCUGGUUCCCAUUCAACGAGGCCGGUGGUGUCCCACCGGGAGAGUGUGCUGUUGUCCGUUUCCGGUUCAGCAAGAAGGACGACACCUAUCUCGACGAAGAGGAGUUCGACGACAUAAUCGAGCGGCGCAAGGAUGAAGCUGAUGAUUUCUACUACAAGAUCAGCCCCCUGCCCAUGUCUGAUGACCUGCGCAACAUCCAGCGGCAGGCCUUCUCUGGCAUGAUGUGGUGCAAGCAGCAUUAUUUGUUCAUCUGGGACCAAUGGGCUAACGGCGACCCGGCCCAGCCACCGCCUCCGCCAGAUAGAAAGGCUAUCAGAAACUCGCAGUGGAGACACAUGCACUGCGACGACAUCCUCUCUAUGCCAGACUCGUGGGAGUACCCCUUCUUUGCAGCUUGGGACAGUGCUUUCCACUGCAUCCCACUGGCAAUGAUCGACCCCGACUUCGCCAAGAAACAACUUGAUUUGUUCACAAGAGAGUGGUAUUGUCAUCCAAAUGGGCAACUCCCCGCCUAUGAAUGGAACUUUGGGGAUGUGAACCCGCCAGUCCACGCUUGGGCAACCUUCCGGACCUUCAAGAUUGAGCGUAAGUUAUACGGACGACAGGAUCUCGAUUUCCUGGAGCGCGUUUUCCAAAAGCUACUCCUCAACUUCACUUGGUGGGUGAAUCGCAAGGAUGUUGAGGGAAAGAACGUGUUCGAAGGCGGAUUUCUUGGUCUGGACAACAUCGGUCUGUUCAACCGAUCAGACCCUCUCCCCACGGGUGGUACCCUAGAGCAGGCAGACAGCACGGGCUGGAUGGCAUUCUACUGCCUUUGUAUGCUCAACAUCAGCCUCGAGCUCGCCAAGCAUCGGCGCACAUAUGAGGACAUUGCUUCAAAGUUCUUUGAGCACUUCAUCCUCAUCAGCGACGCAAUGACGUUCAGGACGGGACAGAAAGACGAGAAGUCGCUAUGGAACGAUGAAGAUGGCUUCUACUACGAUGCAAUCUCGUGGGGUGGGCCUUGGAUUCAACAGCUUCCGGUCCGGUCCCUGGUUGGGCUGAUCCCAAUGUACGCCACUUUGACCCUGGAGCCAGAGCUGAUCAACAAGCUUCCCUCAUUCAAGAGGAGGCUGGAGUGGUUCAUGGCAAACAAGUGCGACGUCGCAGAGCGGAACAUGCACAGUAUCCGCAAGCGUGGAAAGGGGAACCGAAUCCUCCUCUCCAUUGUGAGCAAGGACCGGCUGGAGAAGCUUCUGAAGCGCAUGUUGGAUGAGGACGAGUUCUUGAGUCCAUACGGCAUCAGGUCCCUGUCCAAGUACCACGAGAAGCACCCAUACUCCAUGGAUGUCAACGGACAGCAGUUCCAGGUGAGCUAUGUCUCAGGUGACUCUGACAGCGGUCUCUUUGGAGGAAACAGCAACUGGCGGGGCCCGGUCUGGCUUUGCGUCAACUUCCUUCUCAUCGAGUCGCUGCAGCGAUACUACUUGUUUUUCGGACAAAGCCUGCAGGUUGAAUGUCCUGUCGGAUCAGGUGACUACAUGCAUCUUGGUCAUGUGUCCGAGGAACUUCAGCACCGGCUGCAGCACCUCUUCACCCGUGACAACGAUGGCCGCCGAGCUAUCAAUGCCGGUGACGACACCCUCGACUUCGAUCCUCUAUGGAAGGACAACAUGUGGUUCCAUGAGUUCUUCGAUGGAGACACAGGCCGUGGUCUGGGAGCUACACAUCAAUGUGGCUGGACAGGUUUGAUCGCCAGGCUGAUCCACGACACAGGUGUCACCUGCCGUCUUCCACAGACGCCGCGUACACCCUCAAUAGGCAUGGCCCAUUAUUUCGAUGAUGUUUUUAGCAGACAGGUCAUUCCCCGGUCACCCUCCAUGCCUCGUAUCAGGCGGUCAUCGACGGCCCGGUCGAUAGGUGCACGGAGCGACUUCGACCAAAGUGAGGCUAAUGGGUACGACGAUGAGCAAGACGGUCACAGUCUUAGCGGUAGUGUUGUCUUGACCGACGACCCACAGCGCCUCCGCGAAAAGGAAGAGGCGGAUGAGCACAUGCACAAUUACAUCGCAGAGCAGCUUGAGAGGGUCAAGAGUGAACAGCUCAGUAACGGCUACGAGAAGGGCGACGAGCUCGAGGCCCAGACUUGA